Telopea speciosissima is the source of this 524-nucleotide messenger RNA. RefSeq names its product histone H4. Gene Ontology annotation, cellular component: nucleosome. NCBI's taxonomy places the organism in Eukaryota, Viridiplantae, Streptophyta, Magnoliopsida, Proteales, Proteaceae. The transcript has a single exon. The record is from RefSeq and is a predicted model, not a curated record. Gene Ontology annotation, molecular function: DNA binding; protein heterodimerization activity; structural constituent of chromatin. Bases 106 to 417 code for a protein of 103 amino acids. Gene Ontology annotation, biological process: nucleosome assembly.
CUCUGGAACCUCCGUCUCAUUCGUCAAAGCGGAAAGCAGAAGCGAAGCACAAGUUUUCUUCCGAUCGAGUUGUUAGCGAAACCAGCUUGAAGAAAGCAUCUGAAGAUGUCUGGUCGUGGGAAGGGCGGUAAGGGUUUGGGCAAAGGAGGAGCGAAGCGUCAUAGGAAGGUAUUACGAGAUAACAUUCAGGGUAUCACUAAGCCUGCUAUUCGCCGUCUUGCGAGGAGAGGAGGAGUUAAGAGAAUCAGUGGUCUCAUCUAUGAAGAGACAAGAGGUGUUCUCAAGAUCUUUCUGGAGAAUGUCAUUCGCGAUGCUGUGACCUAUACAGAGCACGCAAGGAGGAAGACAGUGACGGCCAUGGAUGUCGUCUAUGCCCUGAAGAGACAAGGAAGGACUCUUUAUGGAUUCGGCGGUUAAGGCAUUUCCUUUAGGGUUUCGCCUUUGUGCUCUUUUUCCUGAAAUCAUUGCUGAUUGUAGAUUUUGUCUGUACUUGUUCUUGAAUUUCAAUAUAGUUAGUUCUGUUU